Malania oleifera is the source of this 675-nucleotide messenger RNA. RefSeq lists its product as uncharacterized. The transcript is spliced from 3 exons. The record is from RefSeq and is a predicted model, not a curated record. NCBI's taxonomy places the organism in Eukaryota, Viridiplantae, Streptophyta, Magnoliopsida, Santalales, Ximeniaceae. Bases 1 to 675 code for a protein of 224 amino acids.
AUGGAUAGUAGCAUCAAGGAGUUUAUGAGGUUGAACCCCCUUACUUUUGAGGGAGGACUUGAUUCGGUGAUUGCAGGGAACUGGGUUCAGCCGAUAGAAGAGAUAUUGGAGGUACUCGGCUAUACGAACAAAAAGGAAAAGAUUGAAGAAUUUACUAAUCUGACACAGGGGAAUAUGACAAUCGGAGAAUAUGCAGCCAAGUUUGUUGAAUUGUCACAUUUUGUUCUAUUCUUGAUUCUGAAUGAGGUAAGGAAGGCCAAGAAAUUUGAUAAAUGCCUGAGGCGCAGAAUUUAUGAGCUAGUGGUGGGGUUUCAAGUUCAAAAUUUCUUAAAUUUAGUUGAUAAGCUUUCGGUGCUGAAGAAGAGCAUCCAGAGCAGCACAAAACCUACAGAGCAGAAGAAGAGACUUGCACCAUCCACUUUUCAAGCUAUGGUCAGUCGGGGCUCAGGGAAGAAAGGAAAAGAUUCAGUGCUUUCCAGUUAUCAGGAUAGUCAGUCUUACCUCAUAUGUCAGACAUGUAAUAAGAAGCACAUGGGUGAAUGCUGGUUUCGGACUCCUAUUUGUUUCAGGAUGGAUCCUAAAGAUAAGGAUGUAGAGGCAGAAGAAAGGGAUGAUUUGGAGACUUCCAAUGAAGAGGAAAUUGAUACCUCUAUGAUGUUGAUGGGUAUAUCCUGA